AUGGGUGGUCGAGUCGCAUGGUUGUUGCUUUUUUUCCUUUGCCUACCUUCGCCGGUGGCGUCAUUCAAAUUCGGCAAAAAGCCAAAACACGGCAAGGUAGAUAGUGUUUACAAGUCACAGCCGAAGCACGAUACGUCGCAUGGUUUGUCUUAUGUAAAAAACAAGGGUCGUUUGCACGGUCUGAUGAAGAAUCCGCGGACGAAGGGCAUUUUGGCCGGCCUGAUCGCCGGAUACGCCGCAUACAAAGUCGGCAAAGCGACGUCGAAAUUGUUUCGCAAUGGCAUGUACUAUUACAUGGGCGAUCGAUAUUAUCCCGGACCGGGUUAUGGAAAAAUUACUUGCCAGUACCAAGUUGAAGAAGGAGCGCAAAAUUUUAACGCCUUCUAUGAGGACAAAACGCCGGUCCGAAGAAUACUGUUCGAGUAA
Messenger RNA from Soboliphyme baturini, 426 nucleotides. Lineage: Eukaryota; Metazoa; Nematoda; Enoplea; Dioctophymatida; Soboliphymatidae. The record is from the annotation of a GenBank genome assembly.